This is a messenger RNA of Anarrhichthys ocellatus (wolf-eel), 1467 nucleotides long. Its product is annotated as neudesin-like. The coding region runs from base 26 to 565 and encodes 179 amino acids. The transcript is spliced from 4 exons. The record is from RefSeq and is a predicted model, not a curated record. Gene Ontology annotation, cellular component: endomembrane system; membrane; endoplasmic reticulum. Lineage: Eukaryota; Metazoa; Chordata; Actinopteri; Perciformes; Anarhichadidae.
CCAGAGUGCAGUUACAGGGAAGCGGAUGACAGUCAGUCUGCUUCAAAGCGCAACCAAACGCGUCCAAACACACAAUCACACUAUGGCAACAGCGCGGCUUUGUGUCCUGGUUGUUGUCCUCUCUGCGACUUCAGCAGAAGACUUUAAAUUAAAAUACAAACCAUCCACGAAACCUGUCCGAUUAUUCACCGAGGAGGAGCUGAAGAGAUACGACGGCAGCGUGGAGGGACACCCUAUCUACAUGGCAGUAAAAGGAGUAGUGUUUGAUGUCACCAAGGGAAAAGAGUUUUAUGGAAAAGGUGCAGCCUACAACGCCCUAGUAGGCAAGGACUCCACGCGAGCUGUGGCUAAGAUGUCCCUGGACCCAGCAGACCUGACAUCAGAUACUACGGGCCUCACUGACGAGCAGCUGGAGUCUCUGGAUAGUAUAUUUGAAGAGACGUACAAAACAAAGUAUCCCAUCGUGGGUUACACAGCAUCACGCAUCCUCACGGACGAUGGAAGUCCCAACGCAGCCUUCAAACCAGAGGACCAGCCUCAUUUUCAAAUCAAAGAUGAGUUUUAAUCUCAUUUUACCUUUUUGUAAAACAUAGUUGUGAAAAAAAGUAUUUUUGCUUUUUUAAUAUUUUCUCUUUACUUGACCAGAAUCGGAGCGUAAUAUGCCGAGUGCAAUAUGUGUACAAGAGACGAGCAAAAUACAUAAUGAUACAAACACUUUGUAUUCACAUUUACGUCAACCAAAGGUUUACAUGAUCCUCUGUUAUCUGUGGGAACAUCCUUCUCGUCUCAAACUACACACGGUCAUUCUGCACAGUGGAACUCAAAUGAAGUAGAAAUAAGCCAAAUACCUUUUUGAAUGGAGAGGUAUUGCAGUGCAUUAUAUGUGGUUACAGCGAUAGUCUUUUACAUUUUUCAGGGCAAUAAAAAACAAAUAAACUGAGUGAAUGAACAUACAGGAACGUAACUUGAUUCGUUCCAUAGAAAGACAUAAACACAAAACACCAUCUAUCUAUUUAGAAAAGGAAGAGUGAGCCGACACACCAGAUGUAAUUAACAAACGAAACAUCGCCCCUCAGGAUUUUCAUCAGAAAAUAGUGAAAAAUUCUCAGGACUUCUUUCCAAACCCAUGAUAAUCUCUUCAAAUGUCUUGUUUUGUCCAGACCCCAACAUGUUAAAUUUACAGUGAUUAAAUGUUUAAAAAGAAAAGAAAAGCAGAACGUUGUCACAUUGAGAAGCUGGAGCCAAAAAAUAUCUGGCCUUGUUGCUUGAUACAUGAUUGUUGCCGAUUCACUUUCUUUCCAUGAAUUGCUUAAUUAAACUCUAGAUUUUAGUACAACAUGUUGUUAUUGAAUGCAUCGUCCAGCAGAGUAUCUAUGUAAUUAAAAACCACUGAAUCUGCAGCUCUGUGAAUGUUUUCUACCUUAUGUUGUUUUUGUACAAUUAUCAUUAAAGUCUGUAAAUCUCAAA